CGCGCACCAGCCAGAGGGAUUAGCUUCUCGAGAUCCUGUGGUCAACUCGGCUCUCGCGCUGAAAGCUAUACAAUUUGUUUAACGAUAUGCAUGUUAUGUCCGGAGCUGUUUAAAAGCAUGUAAGUGCGAUAUAAGCUAGUUUAAAUAUAAAUACAUUUUAACAACACGUACAAUUGGCCACGUAGCUAGUUAUUGUUAGCUAACGGUAACAGAUGAUAAAACAAAAUGAAUCUCGACAUUCAGGCGUUGGUUACAGCAACAAAAAGUAAACCAGAGGAUGCAGUAGAGGACGUUUUGGCGAAGUUAUCGGAAUGUUUAGGAAAGCAAUCACUGCAAGCUGAAGAGGAACUGGAGAUUUUCAAGCAAGACCUGUUCAACCAUGGCAUAAUGGAUUACUGUUCAAGGGCUCUGACGCUCAAUUUUACCAACUCUUAUGGAGGAUACAAAACUGCUGUACAGAUUGCAGAUAUUCUAAGUGCAUGCUGUGUUGGUAUCGGCAGAGUCAAGAAAUCUAAAGCCUUCCACAAGUUUCUGCCAGUGGUGGUGAAAAACCUUUUCUCGCUCGCGGACUCCCUUAUGAUGAAAGCUCUGCGGGAUAAGAGUGAAAUCGAAAGGGCUCGUAUGUUCCGGAAGGUCAUGGGCUCCAUAAGCUGGCUCCUGAGGGCUCACCAUCAUCUUCUUGCACAUGUUCUUAAUUCCAAACACUAUGAAAACAUCCAGUUGUCUGAGGAUGAGGACGUGGCUGUGGCCUUGCUGUCUCUAUGGUUGGAGCUGCUCGGUAUGAAAAGCUCCAAAGUCUUUGAGGACAUUGGGGACCAGGCUUUGCUUGCCAUUAUGGAUGACACCGUGUACAAGAUGUCCAGCUUUCAGAAUCCAGUUAUUGGCCGCAGUUCAGUGAAGAUUCUGAUGCACAUCAUGAAUCAUGAUAGCAAAAUGAUUGAAGUUAUUGUAAAACGUUACAAAGGCCUGGCUGCAUUGGCAGUGAAAGACUGGAGAGGCAAAGGCUUCGACCCUGUGCUGGAUCGAUUUGUCAGCCUGCUGAAGUCAUCACCCUUCCGACGCACUGCGACCAAGGGUGAGGAUGUGGCAGCAGAGCAGGAGAGGGCAGCGUGUGUGAUCCAGGCUGCCUGGAGGGCCCACCGGACGCGAAAGAGACUGAAGAAACUCCCACGAGCCAUCAGCAGACUGCAGAGGAGCUUCAGGGAGAGGAAACGCAGGGAGGUGGCGCAGCAGGAGAGGAAGCAGGCAGAGGAGGACCUGCGCAUGCACAUGCAGCUGCGCAGACAGAGAGCCAACCGCAUGUUCCGCCAGAGGCAGCUGCAGCUCAUGGAGAUCCUCCCUGCAGCCCAGGUGGAGCGUUACCUGGGGGAGGUGGAGCGUCAGGCGGCCCUGCUGAUCCAGCGUGUGUGGAGGGGCCACCGGGAGAGACGGGUCUUCCGGCAGCGCAGAUACCACCUCAAGCGCCACAAGGCUGCCGUGACCAUCCAGAGAGCCGUCCUGCGCUUCUUGGAGCGGCGGCGUGCCCAGAAGGCUUAUGCCACCCCCUGGAUGGGGCUCAGAAAGCCCUCGGACGCCAGGAGGGCUGAACUGCAGCAGGAGGUGGACGAGUACCUCGCCCUGUACCGUUCUCGUGGCGUGUCGGAGGAGCACUGUCGGGAGCUCCACACCAGCACCCAGCAGCAGCUGCGGCAGUGGCUGAGCACCAGGGAAGCGGCGCAGAGAGAGGAGGAGCACACACAGGCCCUACUGGCCCAGAUCAACACUGACAUGGAGCUGCUACUCAAUGCCCCUUCCUUGAAGGAGUCCACGCCGCAGGACUGUGAGCACUUCCGGAGUCGCUCGGGGCCAGUGGCCCUGCGUGCCAAACAGUGCCACGGUGCCAUGGUCCGGUCAGCCAGCCUGCCCUGGUGGAGGAAGCUCACAGAGGAGUCCACCCAUGCGGACCUGUUCUGUAUCCACGGCGACGAUGACGACUUUGGGCAGGUGGACUUGGAGGUUGCGAGACUGUAUCUGGGUGGAAUACGUGAGGAUGCAGCAGCACCGGAGUGAUGCGGAUGCGGAUGCGGUCCAGCUGGUCUUAUCUUGCGGAGAAAAGAUGGAGAGGCUCAGGGGAACGGGAGGUUAAGCCACCGAAUCAGCAGCCAACCAGGAAGGACUGGAUGAUUCACAGAACCAAAUGAUUGUAUUCUUGGAGUGACAUCGUAUACGUACGUGUGUGUGUGUGUGUUCACUCGGGUCAUUUGAAUCUCAGCACAGUGGACUUACAACAUUUUUAGGUCAUUAUAAUGCUGGAAGAGAACUCGGUGGGUAUAGGAAUGGAAAAAGCACUGACAAAAUGAAUCAAAUAUCACAUUCCGGCUUGUUUGUGUUCAUCUUAACGAUUGUAGUGGACUGUUGUGGCAUCUCACGGGGAGGGUGUGAAAGCGUCAUUUUCGGUUUGAUGUGAAGAGUGAAACUGAAGAUGCAAAGACCUCUCUGACAGUUAAACAACUCUGUCUGUUAAAGUGUUAGUCCAUGUGUGUGUGUGUGUGAGUGUGUGUGACCGGGGCACUGCGGACCCAUGCCAAGGUCCCUAUUCACAGGAUGCCAGUCAUUAUUUCAUUACGCACAUGUGAAAACAACAGAGUGGUCCCACUCAGCGCGCAUGAUUAAAAAUAACAUUUUCAAGAGGGGGAAAAUAUGAUGGAGGUAUAAUGACUCUCUUUAUGGACGGCUUUGCAGGGGGAGCAUAAAUAAGGCCCCAUUUGAGCGGUGCAGGGUGGGGGGGAGAUGGCAUAGGCAGAGUGGAGGAGAACGAGAGAGGGAGAGGGAGCGAGAUGCGAGCAGACGGAGUCAGUGCCAGGGAUCUGGCAUGUGGGAGACUGUCGGAGUGGGAUUUAAUUGGGUAACUGCAAUAGCCAAUUAUUGGCGAGCUAAUGGUGGUCUAAGUUUUACUUAAAUUUCCAAAUAAACAGGUUUCCUCAUUUGAAA
Molecule: messenger RNA, 2970 nt
Organism: Alosa alosa (allis shad)
Lineage: Eukaryota; Metazoa; Chordata; Actinopteri; Clupeiformes; Clupeidae
Gene: iqcb1
Product: IQ motif containing B1
Exons: 13
Coding region: 226-2049 (607 amino acids)
Biological process (GO): cilium assembly
Cellular component (GO): cilium
Molecular function (GO): calmodulin binding
Source: RefSeq, a predicted model, not a curated record